Messenger RNA from Ordospora colligata OC4, 240 nucleotides. Its product is annotated as Yos1-like protein. The transcript has a single exon. The coding region runs from base 1 to 240 and encodes 79 amino acids. Gene Ontology annotation, cellular component: Golgi membrane; endoplasmic reticulum membrane; COPII-coated ER to Golgi transport vesicle. NCBI's taxonomy places the organism in Eukaryota, Fungi, Microsporidia, Ordosporidae. The record is from RefSeq and is a predicted model, not a curated record. Gene Ontology annotation, biological process: endoplasmic reticulum to Golgi vesicle-mediated transport.
AUGUUUGGCAUCAUGACAAUUGCAUACGGAGCGCUUUUUCUUCUGAAUGCGGUGGUAAUUCUGGAUGACCGGAGGUUUCUGUCAAGAGUCGGACUUCCACUGUCUUCAGAUGCAAGACAUACUCUUGGCUCUAGCCGUAAAAAGAUGGUCGAGCUGGUCAGAGCAAUAAAGACCGUGACAAAGAUCCCGUUAAUUAUACUGAACACACUUUGCAUAACAUACGAGAUCUUCCUUGGAUAG